AAAAAAAAUAGCUUGCAAGUCAUUUAUUCUACUCGGAAGUUACUGCCUGAGAAACAAAAAUACACAAACGUGAACUCGGUUCUGAGAACGCCUCAGGAACGAGGAGUCUGAGGCCUGAAGUAAAAGCGCUCAGCUAACCCUAACCUGCAGGUUGGGCUGCGAGGGUCCGUAGUACGCUGGUCCCAGACCCAGCCCCCCGCAGCGAGAUGGACCCUCCUGGGGCCGACUCCUGGCGGCCUCGGCACCUCGCCCCCUGCCAGAACUCCCUACGGACCGCAAACUUUGGUGCCCCAGCGGGCUCGAGGUCCAGAACAGCGCCCAGAGGGUUUGUGCGCCUAGACCCUACAGGGGGUCACGUUGACGCCGUGGGGAACGGGGAGCGCCCUCGUCCAACGUGGCGGGGGAGGGGCGAGCUCGAGUUCUCGCGAGGUUUCGGCCUCUCUCCGGAGGCGACAAGUCCGCGGCGGACGCGAUAUGCGGUCUGCAGAAGGAGCCGGAGGCCCGGAGAGGACCGUUGCCGCGCGGAGCCCGUGCGGGACGGACAAGCUCUCAACCCCAGACGGCCAGUUCCGCCGUGAGUCGCCGCGGCGUGAGCCUGAGACACCGCCAGCCUCAUCCUUGAGCUGUGGGAGCGGCGUAGGCAAACCUCGCGAGGAAAAGAAGACGGCCCUAAGCAAGGUGGUCAUCCGGCGGCUUCCCCCUGGUCUCACCCAGGAGCAGCUGCAGGAGCAACUGCGCCCACUGCCCGCCCACGACUAUUUCGAAUUCUUCUCGGCGGACCUCAGUCUUUACCCUCAUCUCUAUUCAAGAGCAUACAUUAAUUUUAGAAAUCCUGAUGACAUCCUUCUUUUUAGAGAUCGUUUUGAUGGAUAUAUCUUCAUUGACAGUAAAGGUCUGGAAUAUCCUGCUGUGGUAGAGUUUGCUCCGUUCCAGAAGGUAGCCAAAAAGAAGCCUAAGAAAAAAGAUGCCAAGACCGGGAGCAUUGAAGAUGAUCCAGAAUAUAAGAAGUUUUUAGAAACUUACUGUGUGGAGGAAGAGAAGGCCAUUGCCAACCCUGAAACUCUACUGGGAGAGAUAGAGGCAAAAACGAGAGAACUCAUUGCUAGAAGAACUACACCUCUUUUGGAAUAUAUUAAAAAUAGAAAAUUAGAAAAGCAGAGAAUUCGAGAGGAGAAACGAGAAGAGCGGAGGAGGAGGGAGUUAGAGAAGAAACGCUUGCGGGAAGAGGAGAAAAGAAAAAGAAGAGAAGAAGAAAGGUGUAAAAGAAAAGAGGAAGAUAAACAGAAGAAAACUACUGAGAAAGAAAUAAGAAUUAAGCACAGGGGUCCUCAAACUGCACCUGCGGGCCACAUGAAGCGGUGUGAUUGCAUUUGUUCCCGUUUUGUUUUUUUACUUCAAAAUAAGCUUCUUAAGAAACUGGAAAAGGGAGAGGAACCAACCACAGAGAAACCAAGAGAAAGAGAAGAAAUUGAUGUUGAAGAUGGAAAACAUGAAGCCCGUGCUGCUUGUGCAGUCGGGAAAGCCAGACCCUUGGAGAUCUGCCUGGAGGAGCCCAGGGAGAAGUCACAAAAUGUCAGUGACAAAGAGCACAGGGACAUGGACAGAAGGUCUCGAGAAAAAGAACCGGAAGCACAAAGACAGCUCACGGACGACAACAGGAAGCACAGAGCUCACCGCCAGCUGGGCGGGCUCUCAGGGAGGAGUGAAGAUGAGCCAAGAUGGGGGAAAGCGUCUGCCCCAGACAGAGAGAAGGAGGGAGGGUGGCCAGCACGGCAGCGCCCCCGGGGAAGUCGCAGAGAGAACCAGAAGAGGGCAGAGGUGUGAUGACAGUCCUGCACCCAGACAGGGACAGCUGAGAAAUAAGGUCUUUAUUAAACCCUAAAAGAAAAUCUCUCUUAAGAUCCAGUUUUGUGCUCUGGUGGUGUGAGGGGUACUUGUGCUGUCUUAGGGAACCUAUGGCUUUGAGGGGGUCAGUGUUCACUAGAGCAGUUACUCCUGAAAGUCAAAUCCUAAAAUGAUAAUGGAAGUCAUCUUAGAGAUUCAAGUUAUUUUUCACCAGGAAAAAGGAUUUUAUUUGGUAUAAAACUAGCAUGUUUAUACCAUUUGCUUGAGAAUAAAGUAAGUUCACACUUACCCUUAAAGACAGUAAGGAAAAUAUUGACGAACUUUCUUUUACGUUAUUAACAACAGUCUGAUUAUUAUUGAGUAAUCAAAUGCCCCACAAACACCCAUAAGUUGAAUUCUGUACAGACAGUGAACCCACUUAGCCCAAAAAGCGGCUUCUCCUUCAGAAGUUUGAAGUUAGUUUUUGUUCAGGUCACUUUUUCCCAAAGAAGCAUCACAGAUGGUGUCAUCUCCUGGCAGGGCCAGCCCAAACCAGGGCUCCCUGAGUUGAGGGGUGUUCAGGGCUCCAGUUCAUACCUUCCUCCCUGGCCCUGACCCCUGCAGCCCCUUGUCCAUUCUCUAUCUCUGAGCUUUUAUCAUUUCAAGAAUGCUUUCUACAUGAACUAAAACUGAUAUUAAUAUUACUAAUCAGCAAUUUCCACAUGGAUUAGUCCUGCCUCCCAUCUCACACUGGGGAACUGUGAAUGUCCUCUUUUUAGAAAACACUCACUGCCCUGUUACUAGAUUCCUGAAGGUACAGGAAUAAGAAUGAGGACUGAAUAAAGUACACAGAGAGCAACAGCUGCCAGGCCUGAGGAAGAGGAUGAGUAUUCCUGAAGACCAGCACCAGAGUUCAGCACACAGACACACAUCCAGAAACACACUGUACAGAGUCAUAGACACCCACACAGACACACACUCACGAGGAGUAUCAUCUUGUCAUAUUUCUCAUAAUAGGUUAAUAGUUAAUUGUUAUAAAUUAAGUAGACAAGAGAAUAAUUUUUUUUUUUAGAAUAAUUCUUUACUAAUAAAGUGGAUCAGUUAAUUGUAUUAGAUCUAUACAUACUAUAAUCCAAACUGCUUUUAUUCUUUCUUGCAGGAAGCAAUUCCUAAUUGAUUUUUCAUUUUAAUUAUACUUCUAAAAUGUGUAUUAAUGCAGUAAUUUCAGUAGAAAAAUUAAAUUUGGUUUUCUAUAACAGAAAAGCAGCCUGAUUGUGGCUGCUUCAUUUAAUGGUUUGAGCACAUGCAAACACUCAGCGUUCUUAUUCUCUACACAUACAACAAAGGACAAAGCCUGAUGUCUGAGAUUGAGAUUGGGGCUCCUUCCCUGAUUCUGUCAGGUCACCACUUCUUGCUGCAUUUCAGUUCACAUGCCUUCACCCAUUCCCUGACUCAAUUCAAGUUUGGCCCCUGGAAUCUAAUGUAGAUUCAGAAAACAUCCAGGUAAGGAAUUGAUAAGAACACAUUCAAAAGAGCAGUGGUUCUCAACCUUCCCAAUGCUGCGAUCCUUUAAUACAGUUCCUCAGGUUGUGAUGACCCCCAACCAUAAAAUUAUUUUCAUUGCUACUUCAUAAUUGUAAUUUUGCUACUGUUAUGAAUCGUAAGGUGAAUGUCUAAUAUGCAGGAUGUAUUUAGGCGACCCCUGUGUAAGGCUCAUUUGACCCCCAACAAGGUCGCGACCCACAGGUUGAGAACUGCUGCAAUAGAGUCUUAAACCUAUUUGAGAGUCUGUAAGGGCCUAGUUUUAGUACAGUAUUCUGUGAGAGUUAUUUCUAUUUUCUUCAGUUACUUUUGUUCAGGGCAAUAUACUAAGAGACUUCUAAAAGACAAAGAUUUCAGCUUUGGAGCAAGCAUUAUUCAUCUUGAAAUAUUUAAUAUUCUAUAAUUUAGAGCACAGACCUACUUUGACCUACAAUACCUUUGUUUACACAAUUUCAAUUCAAAAUAAUGGCAGAGGGUGUUUGACAUUUUGUUAUUUUGCUGAUGUUUCUCCACAGAAGAAACAAUGGAAGGAUUCAGUCAUGGCCCAUCAUAAUCUAGAUUUUUGCUUCCAAGAGUUGGUUUAAGUCAGAAAUUCGUUCAGGGUUCAAUUUGGGUAGAUCUUUAGGGUAAUUAACUUACUCUAACACUUUCAGAAAUAAACUAAUGGAGUCAUUCAUAUUAGGCCCUGCCCCCACAGCGAACCCUGUUUCAUAUCUCAGACUCUUAGAAAUUCUUGACCUGUAAAGCCUUAAAGUUCAGAGAACAGAAAAAGUUGCUUGUUUUUACAUUUAACAUUUACAGCUUACGAAGUGUGUUUCUCCCCCCACCCCCAGGGAUGGGGUCUAAUUGUCUAAUUAUGUUUGUUGUGUAGUCUGGAUCAUAUAGUAAUUCUAUUUUUAAUCUUUUUGAGGCAUUCCAUAUGGUUUUCCACAGCAGCAGCACCAUUUCACAAUCUCGCCCAGGUGCACAGGGCUCUAAGCACUCCACAUCCUCACCAAUACUAACUUUGUUGUUUUUCAUGGUAGCCAGCUGGUGGGUUUGAGGUGGUAUCUCAAUUGUGGUUUAGAGCUGCAUUUCUCUAACAAUUAUUAAUGUGAACAUCAUUUUAUAUGUUUGUUGGUAUUUUGUAUAUGAUCUUUGGAGAAACACUCAAAUCCUUUGCCCAUUUUAAAUCUUUUUUUUAUUGUUGUUGAGUUCUCUAUAUACUCUGGUAUAUAUGUAUACCAGAUGUAUGAUUUGUACAUAUUUUCAGAUGUAUGAUUUGUAAAUAUUUUCUCCCAUUCUGUGUGUUGCCUUUUUCCUGUGUUGAUAACUUUUUUUAUUUAUAGUACAUUUUAUUUUCAUUGAUAUUACAUAUUUCAUUUAACAUAAUUUCAAAGUAGGUCUGUGCUGUAAGAUAAGCAAAAGAACAGAUAUCCUAAACUCCUAAGAGAUUCUCUGAUGUUCUCUGUUGCUUUUUAUAGAUGGCUUUUAUUAUGUUGUGGUAGUUUUCUUCUAUUCCCAAAUUGUUGAGACUUUUUGUCAUAAAGGGUGUUGAAUUUCGUUAAUUCUCUUGUUAGUCUUUAAAUAGUUAGUAGACUUGAACAGUAAAGCAAGCAGACAGGGCUUUUCCUUGUUUGGAGAUUUUUGACUAUCGAUUUAACCUGCUUACUAGUUAUAAGUCUAUUCAAGUUUCCUAUUUCUUUAUGGUUUAGUCUUGGUAGGUUUUCUAUUUCUACAAAUUUGUCCAUUUCAUGUAGGUAACAAUUUAUCAGCAUCUAGUUAUUCAUAGUGUUCUCUCAUAAUUUUUAUUUCUGUAGAAAUCGAUAUAAUUGGCUUGGCACCUGUAGCUCAGUGAGUAGGGCGCCAGCCACAUAUACAGAGGCUGGCAGGUUCAAUCCGGCCUGGGCCUGCCAAACGACGACAACUACAGUAAAAAAAUAGCCAGGUGUUGUGGCGGGUGCCUGUAGUCCCAGCUACUUGGAAGGUUGAGGGAAGAAAAUCGCUUCAGCCCAAGAGUUUGAGGUUGUUGUAAGCUGUGAAGCCAUGGCAGUCUACCAAAGGCGACAUAGUGAGACUCUGUCUCAAAAGAAA
Molecule: messenger RNA, 5439 nt
Organism: Nycticebus coucang (slow loris)
Lineage: Eukaryota; Metazoa; Chordata; Mammalia; Primates; Lorisidae
Gene: UPF3A
Product: UPF3A regulator of nonsense mediated mRNA decay
Exons: 10
Coding region: 475-1824 (449 amino acids)
Biological process (GO): nuclear-transcribed mRNA catabolic process, nonsense-mediated decay; positive regulation of translation
Cellular component (GO): nucleolus; cytoplasm
Molecular function (GO): telomeric repeat DNA binding
Source: RefSeq, a predicted model, not a curated record